AUGGUCAUGCGUUCCACAUAUGCCAACACGGCCCUGUGGGCCUUGUCGGCCUUGAGCGUGGUGACACAAGUCUUCGCCCAGGCGCCGGUGCCAAACCGCCAAGUCGACCCGGCCGUCUUUCCUGGCAUCACACCCAGCGAGAAACUCGAGUGGCAUGACUGCUAUGAUGUCUUCAAGUGCGCUCGUUUGUCGGUCCCGGCCAAGGUGUCAGGCAAGCGUUGCAAAGACCGCGUCGAGAUUGCCAUCAUCCGGCUCCCUUAUCGUCGGACUAAUGAGAGCAUGCCAGCCCAGCAACAGGGGACCGUGCAUAUCCAGCUCGGCGGCUGGUCCGCAUCGAGCACAAACUUCCUCGUGCGCUUCGGCGAGUCCUACACGACUCUCUUGGCGGGAUACGAGCUACUGGCCAUCGACUACCGUGGCUAUGGCUGGUCCACGCCAUCCAUUAACUGCUUCGCCUCGGAGGCUGAGCGCCAGGCUUUUGCUCUUCCGGAACCUCCCCUGCUGAGCUCGUCCCUCGGGAUCACGGAGGUCUGGGAGGCUCGCGCCCGCAACUUCUCUCGGUCUUGCCGCAAGCACGCCGCCCGCGCGAUCAGUUAUGGAGGCAGCUACGCUGCGGCCGUGGACCACGUGACAGUCAUGAAGGCCAUGAGUCAGGAAAAGCUGAGCUUCUGGGCCGUGACCUCGGGCUCCGUGGUCGCCUCGACCGUGGCGUUCCUGUACCCGCAAUACAUCGACAAGCUUCUGCUCGACGCCCCCGAGGCCGUGGCGCCGGACUACACGACGACCACUGCGCAGGCGAAGAAUGUCGAGGAUUCGAACACGGCGCUCUCGGCGUUUCUGUACACGUGCCUGCACGCGGACCCGCAUGGGCCGAGCCCUUGCAACUUCACUGGCAGCUCGACCACGCUGGCCGACAUCCGGGCGCGCUUCAACAAGAUUGAGGCGGACCUGCUGGCAAAGGGGGACGCCGGGCUCAGCGUGCCCAACUUCCCGCCCGAGGUGCGGUUCACCUGGUCCAGGUUCAAGGUCACCAAGUGGAGUGAGCUAGUCUGCCAAACUGUGCAAGCGCCACCGACCAGGGUCUUUUGCAACAUCGCUAAAUCUACGGCUAUGACUACCCAGCAAAGAGCACCGCGGCCUCGUCCACGGGAGGAUCCACAGGCAUACCACCCCCCAUACCGCUCAUGGGAACAACUGAAGCAAGACAAUGUCUGGGUCCGUUACAAUUCCGGCUAUACUGAUCGCCUCAUUUGGUACCUCAAUGGCGCCUUCCCGGCAUGUGUCUCUGUCUCCAGCGCUCCCUACAGAGAAGACAAUCUCGCACCGCUCUUCACGCCAGCCAGCGAGGAUCAUCAGUCGGACAGUGGUGGUGGUGGUACAUGGCACGAAAUCGCCAAGCUGCCCAUGACAAAGCCUCCCGUCUCUUCAAUCAAUGUCUCUUGCCUGGACCUCGAGGAGCUGGAACGUUCCUGGGUCCGGACUCACAAAGAGCUCUGCGAUGAAGACGAGGGCGAGUAUGCCUCGUCCCAAGACUUUAGUAGCAACAACAAUGAUGACGACGACGAGCGACGACGACCGAUUGCGACCGCCAGCGAGAGGAACGGUCGUCGGGAAGCCGACCAAGGCACGAGGUAUCUCAUGCGCUGCUGUGGGCAGGAUCGGCCAUUUGGAAAGACUGGCCAGAAGGUGACAGUCGCGUCCUCUUCGGCAAAUGAGUUUGUUACGAUAGGGGAUUACGUUACCAGUGAGUUUCUUAAGAGCGAGUUCCUCCCCAACGUCUGUCUGAUGAGUAAUAUACUAAAUCCAGGGGUACUCUUCUAG
Molecule: messenger RNA, 1821 nt
Organism: Microdochium trichocladiopsis
Lineage: Eukaryota; Fungi; Ascomycota; Sordariomycetes; Xylariales; Microdochiaceae
Exons: 5
Coding region: 1-1821 (606 amino acids)
Source: RefSeq, a predicted model, not a curated record